This is a messenger RNA of Striga asiatica, 1434 nucleotides long. Lineage: Eukaryota; Viridiplantae; Streptophyta; Magnoliopsida; Lamiales; Orobanchaceae. The record is from the annotation of a GenBank genome assembly.
GAAAAAACACAACACAAAUCAAAUGUAGUCAGCUGAUAUUCAUGGUCAAUCUACAGCCAUUAUCCCUUACAAAACGUGUUGUACAUGGUUAAACAAAGAACCUUACCUCAUUUAAAAACAAAAGAGAUACCUCAUGCAUUAAGACACACAAACCCAAAUCAGACAAAACACAAUCUUCAGAAGCAACCAUAUUGGAAUAGCCUUCUCCACAAGGAACACAACAAAAAACCAACUGAAUACUCAAAGCUCGGGCAGCGGUUUACGCACGCAUUUAUAAACGAGCAUUCGAUCAGCAAUCACAAUCGUUAAUCUUGCUCUCGAGUCACUUACCAAACUUUCUGGGUUUUUUUUUUCUAAGUGUAAUGGCAAUGAGGCCGAGAGGUGGUUCUGCAUCUAAUCCAAGGCGUGGAGCUCGGACAGGUGGCGUCCGCCCAGUUUACGAAGACUUCAGACCCGUCUCAGAAUGGAAACAAGAUAACGAGUCUCACAUUCUCAACAUCUAUCUUCCGGGCUUCAUGAAGGAGCAAAUCAGGGUCUCGACGGAAGGGCAGAAUAUUAUAAGGGUUCGUGGAGAACGCUUGGUUGGCGGCAACAAAUGGAGCCGUUUUCUGGAGGAAUUUCAAGUUCCGGAAGAUGGCGUAAUGAACUCCAUUCGUGCCAAGUUUCAAGGAGGGGUUUUAGUGAUUACGGUCCCGAAAAGAGUAGUUGACAAGCCACACGACUCUCUUUUACCAAAAAUCAACGACGACGAACAAAAACACCCUGCCAUUGCAAAAGAUAAAGAGAAAGUUUUACCAGAAGUUAGCACCAGUCAACCACGAGAAGAUAAAAGCAAAGAACAUGAGAAGAUUUCGACCAAUCCAAGUACAGAACACAAAACCGCGCUUCAAAAAGGCCAAGAUAAGGCUUUCCAAUCAGCAGAAGAGAAGAGUAUAGAAUCUCGUGAGGCAAGAGAUGACUACAAAAGGGAACGUGACUCGAGCCAGUUUGGAAAAACAGGAGUUUCAGUUUCACGUGAUGCUGAGAAAGAAAUGGGCGAGUCCGAAGGAAAGAAUAUUCCUUUGCCGAAAAUGAAGAUGAAAGAAUUACCUGAGAAAACAACAGGUGACAAAGAAUUAUAUGGAGCUGUCAUCACAAAGGAGAAAUAUAGAAAAGCAGUGAAAGGACUUGCCGAGCUCAAUGAAGAAAGGCAAUUGCUAGUGAAUAUGGGGGUGGCAGUGCUUGUUGUCGUGGCUCUCACGGCAUAUGUCACCUACAAGUUUGCAUCUGGAAAGGAGAAAAACUAGAUUCCGUACGAACGUGAAAUUACCAUUUGUAUUGUAUAUAAUUUAAUUUAUAAGUUGCAUGAGAAAAUUUGAAGGCACAUUGCUUAUAUGUUCCUCGUCAUUCUUAAAGUUCCAAAAGCAAUAAAAGCUGAUAAAAAUUUGAGCAAAC